Chanos chanos (milkfish) is the source of this 3081-nucleotide messenger RNA. It is a transcript of the gene ago3a, whose product is annotated as argonaute RISC catalytic component 3a. The transcript is spliced from 19 exons. Gene Ontology annotation, biological process: regulation of stem cell proliferation; regulatory ncRNA-mediated gene silencing. Bases 238 to 2820 code for a protein of 860 amino acids. The record is from RefSeq and is a predicted model, not a curated record. Gene Ontology annotation, molecular function: protein binding; RNA binding. NCBI's taxonomy places the organism in Eukaryota, Metazoa, Chordata, Actinopteri, Gonorynchiformes, Chanidae.
AUCUGAUUGGACAGGUUGACCGCGAGAACGAACUGUAGACACGGGCACGCGGACGAUCCCCUAAGUAAACCCGACUCUGGAACUACGUUAAGGGGUCUCAGGGCAGGAGUAAUUAACUACCUGGUCGGCGGUAGUCGCCGAAACACUCUAUUCAUAUUCUCUCAACACCAGAAAAGAACGAGUUUCUGGAGUUCAGCAACGGUGAGCCGGGGACGGAACCGGACAGAGACCUCAUGAAUGGAAAUCGGAACUACAGGAACCGUUGGGGCCCCGGCCCUCUUCUCCAUGCCUCGGAGGCCUGGCUAUGGCACCAUGGGGAAACCCAUCAAGCUGCUGGCCAACUGCUUCCAGGUGGAGAUCCCCAAGAUGGAUGUCUACCUCUAUGAGGUAGACAUCAAGCCGGAAAAGUGCCCGCGUCGGGUGAACAGGGAGGUGGUGGACUCCAUGGUGCAGCACUUUAAGGUAACCAUCUUUGGAGAUCGAAGGCCAGUCUAUGAUGGGAAGAAGAGCCUCUAUACAGCCAACCCACUGCCUGUGGCUCCCGCAGGGGUGGACCUGGAUGUCACACUGCCGGGAGAGGGGGGCAAAGACCGCCCCUUCAAAGUCACCAUUAAGUUUGUGUCUCUUGUGAGCUGGCACCUUCUGCACGAGGUUCUGACGGGACGCAGCAUGCCUGAGCCACUGGAACUGGACAAGCCAAUCAGCACCAAUCCUGUACACGCCGUAGAUGUGGUACUGCGUCAUCUGCCUUCCAUGAAGUAUACACCUGUGGGCCGGUCCUUCUUCUCUGCUCCUGAGGGUUAUGACCAUCCCUUGGGAGGAGGGAGGGAGGUGUGGUUUGGCUUUCAUCAGUCUGUACGGCCUGCCAUGUGGAAGAUGAUGCUCAACAUCGAUGUGUCUGCCACGGCCUUCUAUAAAGCACAGCCAGUCAUCCAGUUCAUGUGUGAGGUACUGGACAUUCACAACAUCGACGAACAGCCACGCCCACUUACUGACUCCCACCGGGUCAAAUUCACCAAAGAAAUCAAAGGUCUGAAGGUGGAGGUGACGCACUGUGGAACUAUGCGGAGGAAGUAUCGGGUCUGCAACGUGACCCGCCGCCCUGCCAGCCACCAAACGUUUCCUCUGCAGCUGGAGAAUGGCCAGACAGUCGAACGGACAGUAGCUCAAUACUUCAGAGAGAAAUACAACCUGCAGCUACGCUACCCUCACCUGCCCUGCCUUCAGGUGGGCCAGGAGCAGAAACACACCUACCUGCCCCUGGAGGUGUGUAAUAUUGUAGCAGGUCAGAGGUGCAUCAAAAAACUGACCGAUAAUCAGACAUCCACCAUGAUCAAAGCCACAGCCCGCUCAGCCCCAGACAGACAGGAGGAGAUCAGCAGACUGGUGCGCAGUGCCAACUACGAGGCCGACCCGUUUGUUCAGGAGUUCCAGUUUAAAGUUCGGGACGAGAUGGCCCACGUGACCGGGCGUGUGUUGCCUGCGCCCAUGCUGCAGUACGGGGGCAGGAACCGCACGGUGGCCACACCGAGUCACGGCGUGUGGGACAUGAGAGGGAAGCAGUUCCAUACUGGAGUGGAGAUUAAAAUGUGGGCCAUCGCCUGUUUUGCCACACAGAGACAGUGCAGGGAGGAGAUCCUCAAGAGUUUCACAGACCAGCUGCGUAAGAUCUCAAAGGAUGCUGGGAUGCCCAUCCAGGGCCAGCCGUGUUUUUGUAAGUACGCCCAGGGAGCCGACAGCGUGGAGCCCAUGUUCAGGCACCUGAAGAACACCUACUCUGGUCUCCAGCUCAUCAUCGUCAUCCUGCCUGGAAAAACCCCUGUCUAUGCCGAGGUGAAGCGUGUAGGAGACACUCUUUUAGGAAUGGCCACUCAGUGUGUGCAGGUGAAGAACGUGGUAAAAACGUCCCCUCAGACCCUCUCCAACCUCUGCCUCAAAAUCAACGUCAAACUGGGCGGCAUCAACAACAUCCUGGUACCACACCAACGGCCUUCAGUGUUUCAGCAGCCAGUCAUCUUCCUGGGGGCGGAUGUCACACAUCCACCGGCUGGAGAUGGAAAGAAGCCCUCCAUCGCAGCGGUGGUAGGUAGCAUGGAUGCCCAUCCCAGCAGGUACUGUGCCACAGUGCGAGUGCAAAGGCCCAGACAGGAAGUGAUUCAAGACUUGGCCUCUAUGGUUCGAGAGCUGCUCAUUCAGUUUUAUAAGUCAACCCGAUACAAACCCACCAGAAUCAUCUUCUACCGCGACGGCGUGUCCGAGGGCCAGUUCAGACAGGUGUUGUACUAUGAACUCCUGGCCAUUCGAGAGGCCUGUAUAAGCCUGGAGAAGGAAUACCAGCCGGGCAUCACCUACAUCGUGGUGCAGAAGCGUCAUCACACCCGUCUCUUCUGUGCCGACCGUAACGAAAGGGUGGGACGCAGCGGAAAUAUUCCAGCUGGGACGACAGUGGACACGGAUAUCACCCACCCAUAUGAGUUUGACUUUUACCUCUGCAGUCACGCUGGAAUACAGGGCACUAGCAGGCCCUCCCACUACCACGUCCUGUGGGAUGACAACUGCUUUACCGCCGACGAGUUCCAGUUGCUCACCUACCAGCUGUGCCACACGUACGUGCGCUGUACCCGCUCCGUCUCCAUCCCCGCGCCAGCCUACUACGCCCACCUGGUGGCCUUCCGCGCCCGCUACCACCUGGUGGACAAGGAGCACGACAGUGCUGAGGGCAGCCAUGUGUCUGGGCAGAGUAACGGCCGAGACCCCCAGGCUUUGGCCAAAGCUGUUCAGAUUCACCACGACACCCUGAGGACCAUGUACUUCGCCUGAACGAGCCCCAACUUACACUCAAAUUGUACCCAUCACAUCACAUCACAUACGCGCGUGCACACACUUAGACACUCACACACUCACCAUCUUACAUACCGUACAAAGACUCUCAUACACGUGCCCUCACAGCCCAUACCUCUUUGUGCAACCUGGAGUGUCUGUCACCGUGGCGAUGUGAACCCGUCUCCAUGGCGACAUGGCCUGCCCCGCCCAGUCGAUCUGGACCUGACACUGUGCGGCAGGAGGAGAGGCUGAACACCC